Molecule: messenger RNA, 4248 nt
Organism: Stylonychia lemnae
Lineage: Eukaryota; Ciliophora; Spirotrichea; Sporadotrichida; Oxytrichidae
Source: the annotation of a GenBank genome assembly
AUGUCAAUAUCAGCAAUAGAUAACAAACAAGUUUCUAUUAAUCAAUCACUACUUGAGACUAAUACUACUACACUAAUUACUAGAGGAGACGAUAAACUUGAAGAAAGUACUAAUGAUAAGAAUCUUCUCAAAAUUGAUCUUGAUUUGGAAACAGUGAAUCUGAAUGAUGACAAAUUCUAAAAAUAAUUUGAGAUUGAUACAUGCUAUUCAAUUGAGCCAUUUAAUAAUCAAUCUCAAGUAAUUGUCGUAAAUCAAACUAACUAGAAGGAUGAAUAGGGGAAUUAUAUCACCAAAGUUCAACGACGAGAGUAUCCUUCCUUAAAAUUGCUUUAAGAAAGGGCACUUAUUAAGACUUUUAAGAAUUAGACGAUAAUCUCAAAGUGUAACAGAUUCAUGGGACUAUAGCAUACUAUUACAUAAAGAAACGAUCUUACUUUUGAUAAACAAGGAUACUUGAUGUACAUUGACUUUUACAGAAUCGAUGGUUUCUUUGAGGGAGAGGGACCUAUCUUAACUAUUGAAGGUAAAGGUGACGAUUUUAACCUAAAAAGAAUCAAUUCUUAUCUACAUUGUGACAAUAAUUUACAUAUAUGGCUUGAUAAGGACUAGUCAUUAUCAAAAACUCACAUGUUUACUACUGUAAUAAACUUAAAGAUAAACCUAGAAGAAAGAACUCCACAAAAUCCAGAGUCUAUUGAUCUAGCAAUGAUCUAUAAUGAUAUUAAGUAGAAGAUUGAUGUGACUUCCCCAGUGGGUACUGAUCAGAUUAUUUCUUUACCAGAUUCUUAAUGUGUGGCGUUUGUAAACUCAACUGACUUUAAAUAAUUCGGCCUUAGUGUUAUUGCAGGCUCUGAGGCUAUAAAAUACAUGCCUUUUGAUCAUCUCAACUAUGUCUAUUUGAUUAUAAACAAAAGGCAAACUGUUAUUUUGAACCCAGAUGAUUUUACAAAGGUAAAAACAAUAUCCCAACCUCUCAAAUUCAUUUAAAACACCAAGAUGGCUUAUGAUAUGGACUUAAAUUUUUUCUAAAUAGAUAAUAAUCUUGGAAUUACUCAUUUGGCAUAGCUUAGACUUCCACCUAAUCAAGAUUUUCUAAGAGUUGGCAAGAUAAGCAACAAUAUCAUAUAUGUACUGGCAUUUAAUUAAUCUGAUAAGAACAAGGGUGACUAGAAUAUGUAUAUGUUUGACAGAUUUACAUUCAAGCUAAUUAACAAGACACCAAUGCAAUUCAAAUUGAAAGUAAAAUCAGCCAUUCUACUUUAGACGACAGACAAUUAUAUCUUAUACACAAUGUUGAAUGUUCUAUACCAAUGUAAGCCCUAUUACAACCAUCCUCUCAGCCAGGGAAGAACUAAGAUUUUUAAUGAUGAGCUUGAUUUCUAAGAACUCAUCUUUGAUCAUAAAGCUGUUUGUCUCAACAAAAACAAUCCAAACUUAGUCGAAAUUUAUGAUUUACUGACUCAGUAAGUUGUUCAUAAGUUUGCCUUAAAGAAGGCUGGAGCUGUAAAAUACUUAUCAAACAUAAAAACUCUCUGCUAUAUAAUGACUGUUGAUAAGUCUAAUUUCCUAAUCAGUCAGAACGAUACAUCGAUUCAGAUCUCUGUACCAGAACUUAAAGAAUAAUUAAAUUUGGCUAAAGUUGUUUCAUAUACUGAUGAUAAAAUCAAAGUUCUAAUUGGAACAGCUACUUAAUUAUUCCUAAUGGAAGUGAAUAAUGAUAUGGGCUACAAAAUUGAAUAAAUCCACAAGAAAACAGAAACAAAAUCACUUGAUAAAAUCAUUUCACAUAAUAACAAUCAUUACUUCCUAUAUGCAAACAUGAGAACUAUUAACAUCUUUGACUAUCAGACUAUGACUCACCGCAAAGAGCCAACAAAUUAAAAGAAAUUUUUCUUUCAUAUGGCAGUUAAUGAAGAUCUUUCUAAGCUAUUCUGUCUUACAAGUGAAGAUUUACUUUAUAUUUAUGAUUGGGAAACUCUCAAGGAGAUUGAAACUCCAAUGAAAAAAAUGGUAAAGCCUAAUAUAAAGAGUAUGAGAAUUCAUGGGGAAUUCCUUAUAUUCUAGUUAAAUACAAUGGACAUGCAUAUAUUUAAGCUUGAAGGAGACUCUUACUCACAAGGAAUUUUCAUUAAGUUUGAGGAAAAUGCCAAGGAGUAUAAGCAUUUGAUGGAUUAAAAUACACAGCUCCCUUUAUAUGGCUAUAACUCAGAUGAUGGCAUGUUUGAGCCAUUUGAGUUUGUGGGAAAUAACUACGGAGACUAUAGGUAUAAUUUGAAUGAUGUGGCAUCGGUUCUCUAUCAUGUACCAAACGCAGAUAAAAUAGAAUAUAUAAAUUACGAGGGAAAAGUAAAAUACUACCAUGAUGUAAACUCUUAGAUGAUUGGGCAACUUGAUGUGAACUUUAGGACAGAUUAAUUAAUUUAAAUUAGAGACUGCAAAAACUGGACUGAUAAUUAAUUGAUGGAGUUAAUCAAUAGCAGUUUUGAUUCAUGUCUUAAAUACUACCCUAAUAUGGGAAAUCUAGUCAAUAAAAUCGCUCUUCGACCAGUCAUGCUUGACAAUUUGAUAAAGAGAGUUUAAGUCACUCACUAAGAUGAACUGCCUAUCUUAGUUCUUCAGAGCAGGCCUAAUGUUCAAAAUCCUUUCGAUGAAAGUAUUGAAGCAAACUAAAUCAAGAGUAUCAACUUGAUACUGCAAAUUCUCGUAAGAUUUUAGAAUAAUCAUUGCUUUAACUACAUUAUUGGCAAGCAUUUGAAGACACUUAUCGAUAAGAGUUUUGAUCUAAACGAUUAUUUUGAGUCUGAACUUCCAAUAGUAAAGAUUAAUGAUCCCAAAUUUACUGAUAUGCAUUAAGAUUCGUCAGAAAUUUAUGCAGGUGUCAGUUCAAUAGGCCACCCUAGGUAAAUUCUAGACUACUAUGAUUAAAUUUUUGAUAAUUCAAUUGAAAAGAAAUCAGAGGAAAAGGAUGUUAUCCAAAGUCCAAUCGAGUAUUUCUUGGUAAAUCUGCCAGAAUGCUUGGCAGAAGAUCCUAAGAGUCUAAUGGAAUCUAUAGCUUCAUCUCAAAGAAUCGAAAUAUUUGAAAACUUAACCAUCCAAUCCAUUAUUAUUUAUAAAUGGAGCAAUUACACUUAGAUGUACUUCCAGAGAAAGCUCCUUAUCUUCUUGAUUUUUAUCGCUGGCUUUGUCUUUGAAGCUUACUACUCUUUGGAAAAUAUAGAAAGAGAGGAUGAUACGGUGAAGGAUAAUAGAUUAAUUGGUGUUAUCAUAUCUACCAAGAUCAUUUGCUCACUAGUACUUCUCUACUUUAUUAUUGACGAAGUUAAAUAGCUCAUUAAAUCAGGAAAGGAAUACUUCUAAGAGUGGUGGAAUAUCUUCGACAUGCUUUUGUUCAUUACUUAUUUCUCUGAGAUGAUAUGUGAAGCUUUUACUGUUAACUCGGAUGUGAUUGUAGUUAUGAAGGUGACAAUUAUGUUCUUAGCUUUCCUCAAGGUUAACUUCUUCCUCAGAAUUUAUGAUGGAUUCAGUUUCCUUGUAACUAUGAUGUCAGGGGUAUUCUCAGAUUUGAAAUACUUCUUAGCAUUCUUCACAAUCUUCAUUUUCUAGUUUGGAAUAACUUUCAUGAUCUUGUUCCAUUAGAGACCUAUUAGUGAAUAUUCAGGUAUUUAAGGACUUACCUAUUACUUGAUGGCUUUUAGGACUUCCUCGGGAGAUUUCAAUGUUGAUGACUAUUCUAACCAGGGUAACUUAGUUAUCAUUAGUUGGAUGAUUUGGAUAGUAGCUGUGCUUGUUUUGAACAUUAUCUUCAUGAACUUUAUAAUUGCUGUUAUUUCUGAAUCCUAUGAAAAGGUAAUGCAAAAGUCUACAGCUGAGUCCUUUAGAGUCAAAGCCAAAAUGAUUGUUGAAAGGGAGAUGGAAUUCAGUGAAUCUGAUCUCUUCAAUCAGUCGCUAUUCCCUAAGUACAUUUUACUCAGAAGAGCCGUUGAGAGUAUUGAGGGUGACAAAGGAGAAUGGCAAGGAUUUAUUAAGGAUUUGAAGCUUACAGUCAGAAGUUCAGCAAUGAGAACCAAGUCUGAAAUAGUUUCUUCAAUUAAUUCAUUCUAAGGUAAAAUGCAAGACAGUUUGCAAAAAGUAAACAACUUAGAAGUUCUGUAACAAGACUUCCAGAGAAAAUUCGAUUCUCACUAGAGAGAUGUCUAGGAGUAGUUGAAUCAAAUUAAGUCUUUAUUAGUUAAAAGCUUGGCCAAAUGA